Rotaria sp. Silwood1 is the source of this 332-nucleotide messenger RNA. NCBI's taxonomy places the organism in Eukaryota, Metazoa, Rotifera, Eurotatoria, Philodinida, Philodinidae. The record is from the annotation of a GenBank genome assembly.
AUGUCAACAGUUCAAUCACCAACAGUUUCUUCAAUUCCUGCACUUCAUGCUUUCGAUUCUCGCACAAGUACUUGGCAAUCUUAUCGAGAUCGAAUUAGUUUUUAUUUUCAAGCAAAUCGUAUUCACACGGAUGAAGAUAAAAAAGCGCUUUUUCUUUGGUCUGUUGGUGACACCACAUAUAAUUUAUUAGAAUCAUUGAUAUCACCACGAUCAUUAAUUGGUGAGGAUACAAUGUUCACCGAUUUAAUCAAGUUGUUAGAUGCUCAUUAUGAUGCAACAAAGAACAUUAUGACGUCCACAUAUGAUUUCUACUCAUGUUAUCAAAAAUCAGG